Messenger RNA from Toxotes jaculatrix (banded archerfish), 6057 nucleotides. It is a transcript of the gene rtkn2a, whose product is annotated as rhotekin 2a. Lineage: Eukaryota; Metazoa; Chordata; Actinopteri; Toxotidae. The coding region runs from base 1 to 2085 and encodes 694 amino acids. Gene Ontology annotation, biological process: hemopoiesis; signal transduction; positive regulation of cell population proliferation. The transcript has 12 exons. The record is from RefSeq and is a predicted model, not a curated record.
AUGGACAACAUGGACGACCCGCGGGACGUUCAAACUUCCAAGCGGAACGGGAGCUCCAGGUCGUUAUUAUCGGCCGGUUCCGCGGUGGCUAUGGAGAUUAAACGGAAAAAAAUACGACAGAGCACAUUGUUUCUGCAAACAGAGAACACUAACUUGCAAGAAAAGCUGGACUUCGAGGUGCGGAUGCGAGAGGGAGCCUAUAAGCUGCUGCUUGCCUGCAGUAAGAGAGAACAGGUUCUUAAUGCCUCCAAGAACCUACUGACCUGCAACACCAGGAUCAAGGCUUAUUUCUCUCAACUGCAGAAGAAAAAAGAGGAGCAGGACAUGAUGGGAGCAGUGAGAAGAUUUUCAGAUCCAGUUUCAGAUGACCGUGUGCCCUGUAAUGGGACAGUUGCAGUUUCUGGGCUGCGUAUUCCUUUGAUGUGGAGGGAUUCAGACCACUUUAACAACAGAGGGAGCUCUCGUCGAGUGGCAGUAUUCUGUCUGAUGCAGAUUGGCUCCGAGGUGUUUGACACAGAGAUGGUGGUAGUUGACAGAUCGGUCACUGACAUUUGCUUUGAGGGAGUCACCAUCUUUAAAGAAGCAGUUCCUCAGUUUGAGCUGAGGGUGGAGCUGUGGAGCUGUGCCCUAGAGGAAGAGCUCACUUUGGUAAACACGCCAAAAAAGCUGGCCAAGAAGCUCCGCAACUCCUUUGGAAAGACUGCUGGAAAGAAGCUCUGCCCUCAGCUGGACACUCCAGACCCUGACACCUUCCUGCAGUACAACCCCAUACCCUCUGGAGCCAAGUACAGCCUGCUGGCCUACACUACUCUGUCUCUGCCCGAGGCUGAAGGCAGCUUUCAGUCUCACUCCCUCAUUGUCCUCCAAGACGCCGAGUGGUCAUCUUGGCUUCCACUUUAUGGCAACCUCUGCUGCCGGUUGGUGGCUCAGCCUGCCUGUAUGACACAGAGCAUGUUGACUGGCUACCUGAACCAGAGGCAUAAUGUGGAGGGGAUGAACCGCUGCUGCAGUCUUUACUGUGUCCUGAGCGCUGGCUUUUUGUCCUGUUACUUCACACCAGAAGAAAUUGAUGCUAAAGUGCAACCCACUCUCAACGUACCCAUCAAUAAGGACACUCGGAUCCGUGUGAUGGAGAAGGAGUCAGCAGGCCAGAAAUCCAGGAGCCUGUGCAUCAUCAACCCUUCACCAGAGGGAUCUCAGACUGUUGUCUUCACCACAGACACCAGGGAGGAACUGGAGGACUGGCUGGACGCACUCCACCAGCACCUCUAUGAUCAGAGCCAGUGGCUGCACUGCUGCAACCAGCUAAUGAAGAUCGAGGUCGCGUCACCACGGAAACCAUCACUCUUCCUCACCAAGCAGGCUGACUCUGUUUACAACGACCUCAGUAUAAAUUCACCUGGCAAGUUUGAGAGCAUCACUGAUAUUAUUCACAGCAAGAUAGAGGAGACAGAUGGCCACUUUCUAAUUGGUCACGAAGAGAAGGAGGCUCCUAAUUGGUCCACUCUGUUUGAUGGAUCCCAUUCAAUGGUAGUGCAGAAGAGUAUUCUGUCCCAGAGCAGAACCUCCACCCCUUGUUCAAGCCCCAACCCCAACACCAGCUCUACCUCCAUCGGCAACAAGAAGCGGCGUGCCCCUCCUCCUCCUUCUGACAGAGAGCCUUAUGCUCCUCCCACCCGUCCUGCCAGACCUCCCCUCCCUGCUUCUCUUCACCAUCCUGCUCCUCCUCCCUCUUACCAGGAGAAGGAGAACUCCAGCACUUGUGUUUCACGCCCAGCCACAAAGUCCAAAACUGGCAGACCAUCUCUGGAUGCCAAGUUUUCUGCCAUCAUCCAGCAGCUCCAGCGGAACAACAAUGGAGGAGCUGGGGCCCUCAGCCGCAAAAACGCUCCACUGGGUGUCCUCGAUGUACAACCACAAGGUCAGUCUCAGCCCUCUCUCCAGCAGCUGGAGUGCCAGAACCACCAGUCCCCUGAAACCACAGCUGAACAUGGCUUCGUCAGACCCAAUCACGGUCCUGUUCCUGCACCAAGGAGCAAACUGAGGAAGUCUUUCAGAGAUAGAAUGAACCUUAAAGCCUUGUGACCUUGACCUUCGACCAUAUUGGGAUUUAACCAACUAGCCAUAGAUAUCACAUCUGAUUGUAUCUCAAUUGCAAUACUGUGAUGAUAUUUUUUUUCCAGUGACUGUUUACGCAGUCCUUCUUCAUUUAAAAGAACAGUUUAUCAUUUUUGGGAAAUAUGCUUAUCUGCUUUCUUGCCAAGAUUCAGAUGAGUAGAUCAAAUACCACUCUCAUAUCUGUACGCCAAAUAUGAAGCUGUAGCCACGAGAUGGCAAGCUCAGCUUAGCAAAACACUUGGACACAGGGAGAAACACCUAGCCUGGCUCUGAUGAAGCAUAACAAAAUUUGCCUACCAGCACCUCCAAAGCUCAGUAAUUAACAUGAUAUAUCUUGUUUGCUUACUCUGUGCAAAAAAAAAAAAAUUACAAUUACAGUUUUCCAGAGGAUUACAUGCCAGACCAUUUCUUGGCUGAGAGCAGUGACUUCCAGUCUUCCAGUCUUGUCAUAACCAGAAGACUCUAACCCUCUAAUCCCCCCAAGUAAGUCACUGCUCCCAGCCAAAAAAAAAGGUAUUGUACAUAAUCCCCUUUAAACCACAAUGUAUAAUUUUAACACUUUGUUGUUGUACAGAUUACAAAAACAGACAAGAUAUAACUUGUUAAUUAGUGAGCUUCAGAGGAGCUGGUAGGCAGAUGUGGUUACAUUUUAACAGCCUAGCUGUUUCUCCCUGCUUUCAGUCCUUGUGCUAAGGUAAGCUAACCAUGUCCUGGCUCCAGCCUCUUAUUGAGCAGAUAUGAAAGUGGCAUCAAUCUCCACACCUAAUUCGCAGCAACAAAGUGAAAUGUGUAUUGCCUAAAAUGUCAAACUAUUCGUAUAACCUAAAAGAUGGGUGGGUGACAUGGUCUCUUAAAAAACGUCGCUACAAUGCCCGUCGUGACAGCCCAAAUCCCAGUUGACACCUCGUAUCACAAUAUCAAUAUUGUAUUGAUACAUCUCCAGCUCCGCCCUCCAUUUAUAAAGUUUUUCAUGUGCAGCUAACCCAUAGAUGAAAUUGAAAGCUGUGUGUUGGCUUGAGCACCGCCAUCAUCAAUCCCACUAAAAUGGAAAGGCUUAUUUCUCAGGUCUGCCACUGGAACAUGGACUAAAGAAAGAGCCUUUGCAAAAGCACUCAAAUUGGAAUUGAUCCACUGGCCAACUGUGGAGGAGUCAUUCCUUUUGGAACUAUUGACUUAUUCCACUUACUGUGACGACUUUAUGACCACUAUAGCUGAUUUUAAGGGAACAGGAUUUUAGGAGCAAUUGCAAGCACUAAUGUGACUUCUCCAUUUCCCAGAGGUCUUAAUAAUGGAGUGACCUUGGUUUUCAGUGGCUACACAGUAUGUCCAACAUAAUUUAACACUGCAGGCCAAAAAUGCAAUGAACAUAAUUGAAUGAAUGAGUCUUUCGAGAGGCUGAAAUAACAAAUGCCCCUGUGUUUUGAACAUAUUCAAUACUGCCAGUCACUAAAUAUUUCAGCCACUUAAUGAUCACGUGUUGAAGAAUGGGCUUCAUAAUUAACCAGAGUUUACGAAACAUUACGUUUGGCUACUCUCUCUACAAAGAAAGUAGCCAAACAACUGAGUAUGUAACAAAGCAUAUACUGACUGAAAUGUGCGCAGUCAUCAUAGAGAGAUGGCAAUGGACCGACUGAGGAAAUAUUGCAAUGAUACAAACGAUAGCAUUUAAGCGCCUGUGUCCUUUUAUCAAGGACAACAGCACAAAGUUUGAACUUCCCAGCCAUUGGAUUUUUUGUGAUUUAUGUUAUUAUUAAUUCACAUUUUAGUAACUAUAUGCAAUAAAUGUCAUUUGAAGUCAAUUGCUGACCAUCAACAUACCAUGCUGAAUGCUCCAUACAUCAGCCAGCUGUUUCAGUUUCAGCCUGAAGAGAGAAAAGAGAAGGUGAAAAAUACGCUUGGAAAAAUAUCUGUGACACAUUUGACAGAAAUCAGUUACCUAACUGAACAGGCAUUAUAUGAAAUAUUUGGUGAUCUCCCUGACCAAAACACCUCUUAAUUAUUAUUAUUAUUUAAAUUUAAGCUCUGUGGCAGAAUUAAAGUAACUAACAUAAUUACGUAAAAUCAUAAACACGAGGCUACUACUGCUUUCUCAGGUUUAAAACAAAAUAAAUUUAGAAAAGCUGCUUGUUUUUAUAUCCCCCAUUACAAAAAAAACGUACAACACGUGGAACAACCUUAUUGCAUCAAUUUAUUAUUAGAGCACUAUGCAAACCCUCCUCGUGCCCAAACAUGCGUGCCGAUUUAACGUGCGCGCUGAUAUGCGUCGAACCCCGCCACUUUGAGGCCAAGUUACCGGGAGGCUUUUUACUGUUUGCACAACUGAAGCAACAAGAUCAACGUUAAAAAAAAAUGUCUCGAAUCUCAUUCGACUUUCAAAUAUAUAACAUAAAUUAAGUGCUAGGCCACGAACUACAUUUGAUGCAGAAAACAGUGAAAUAUGGUGCUAAAUAAACAGAUAACUCACCAGAUUGGUGCGGUCUGCAGAGUGGAAAAAGUUUGCUAAUCAGUUUCGUAGACUUGCUGCGUGCCACAGCGCGUUUCACCUCAAACGCCUUCACUAGCAAUCCCACGGCGACUUUCUGAGUGUAAAAUACCUGCUUUUAGCUACAACGUUCAAAUAUAACCAAGUCGUUAAGAGGCUGCAAACUUUUCUCCGUCAUCUGACGCGAGCGGAUCAAACAUGGCGGCCUGUUCCACAGGAUCGGCGAAGAAGAAGCACGUACGUACGCGUGUGACGUCCGAUGAUCGCAUUGAGUAAAAAUAAAUUGAAGUUGAGCACAGUAAAUUUAAAAUGACAACUCUAUGCACAGGACGAAGAAAGUUAGUCAUAUUUAACUUUUUUUUUUUUUUCCCAGAGAUCACAACCCACUGACUUUAUCAAACUUUCACUGUUUGGUUUUACAGUGUGGAAUUGCCUGGCCAGAUGAAGCAGUAUGGUGAAAGCUACAGUCCCAUUUUUUUUUAAAUCUCCCACUCUAAAUUCUGUUUAAUCAAGAGGGGGAGAUGUAGAUUUGGGGGGAGGUGGAUUACAGGAGGAUUUAGUUUAAGCCUUGAAAGAACUGAGAAUGGAUUGUACAAAAGGGGAUGCAGCUCAAUAUUAGCAGAGUGAUCAAAAGUCUGUGCUUGGUGUGUAUUACCAAUAAAUGAGUCACUCUGAUGUUAUACUGAAUAUGCCUGGGAAAAACAAGGAUCUAAGGUAAAAGCUCAUAGCAUUAGAUUUUACAGAUGGUGAUGUGGUUAAAACAUAGGGCGUAUGAUUAUAGCUAAAAUCAUCUCAAUAAUUAUAUAGCUCAUCCUGCAUCUCAGCCAUUUUUAGUUCAACUAAAGCCAGACAGAAAGCGCAUUAGUUUACAUGUCAAUAUUCCUGUACUGUGAAAACUAACAUCUCUGUUUAUUGUUUUGGACAAUUAAUUGUGUAGCCCUGGUUGUGUGUAGGAAAAGUUGUCUCUAUCAACUUAAGGGCUGAGGGAGAGCAGGUGAGCUAAUGAAUAAGAAAUGUGCAAAUGCUUUAUGACUUAACAAGGUCUGAACAUUCUCACUUUGAUCUGAGUUAAACUAAUGAGCCAGAUUUAUAUUCAUUUAUUACGUGCUUGAAAAAUGUCUUUUCAUUCCUCAAUUUAUUACAUGACAGCCUUAACAGUAACAGCAGUAAUUUGUAGGGUUUUUUUGUAUUGUUCGCUUAAAAUUCUGUGUAAUUCCUUCUUUAUAUUAUAAUACUGCCAUCUCAAAUUUACUUUCAGUACAUUAUGUACUAGUAAGUAGUGAUUCCUUAUAUUAAUCUUGUCUCUUGCGCAGUGUAAUUCAUGUAUAGUGCAAUGUAAAAAACAUACUGUAGUUAUUUUUGUUCCUCAAAAAGUGCAAUUCCUCCUCACUCUCUGUUCACUGUUGUCUCAGAAGCUAACUGUAUUUUUUAUUAUUGCUGAUCUGCAAUAAAACGGC